Molecule: messenger RNA, 1802 nt
Organism: Pogoniulus pusillus (Red-fronted tinkerbird)
Lineage: Eukaryota; Metazoa; Chordata; Aves; Piciformes; Lybiidae
Gene: SIX2
Product: SIX homeobox 2
Exons: 2
Coding region: 3-866 (287 amino acids)
Biological process (GO): regulation of transcription by RNA polymerase II
Cellular component (GO): transcription regulator complex; nucleus
Molecular function (GO): DNA-binding transcription factor activity, RNA polymerase II-specific; RNA polymerase II cis-regulatory region sequence-specific DNA binding
Source: RefSeq, a predicted model, not a curated record
CCAUGUCGAUGCUCCCGACUUUUGGCUUCACCCAAGAGCAAGUGGCCUGUGUCUGCGAGGUGCUCCAGCAAGGCGGCAACAUCGAGCGACUGGGGCGGUUCCUCUGGUCCCUCCCUGCCUGCGAGCACCUCCACAAGAACGAGAGUGUCCUGAAGGCCAAGGCGGUGGUGGCCUUCCACCGCGGCAACUUCCGCGAGCUCUACAAGAUUCUGGAGAGCCACCAGUUCUCGGCGCACAACCACCCCAAGCUGCAGCAGCUCUGGCUGAAGGCGCACUACAUCGAGGCGGAGAAGCUGCGGGGGCGACCCCUAGGGGCGGUGGGCAAGUACCGGGUGCGCCGCAAGUUCCCUCUGCCCCGCUCCAUCUGGGACGGCGAGGAGACCAGCUACUGCUUCAAGGAGAAGAGCCGCAGCGUUCUCCGCGAGUGGUAUGCCCACAACCCCUAUCCUUCCCCACGAGAGAAGCGGGAGCUGGCUGAGGCCACCGGCCUCACCACUACGCAGGUCAGCAACUGGUUCAAGAACCGCCGGCAGCGGGACCGCGCCGCCGAGGCCAAGGAAAGAGAAAACAACGAGAAUUCGAACUCCAACAGCCACAACCCGCUCUCGGCGUCAAUGAACGGCAAUAAGACAGUUUUGGGGAGCUCAGAGGAUGAGAAGACGCCGUCAGGGACCCCGGAUCACACUUCCUCCAGCCCUGCGCUGCUCCUCAGCUCCAACCCAGGGCUGCAACCCCUGCACAGCCUGGGACACCCCCAGGGUCCCAGCGCCAUCCCCGUGCCUAGUGCCGACGCCAUGCACCACCACAGCUUGCAGGACUCCAUCCUCAACCCCAUGUCAUCUAACCUGGUCGAUCUGGGUUCUUAAAAACAUGUACCUGCUCCUUCCCAGCCCUCCUUUACUCUAUUUCCCCUCUUUUUAAAAAGUUUUUUGUUUGCUUGGGGUUUUGUUUUUGUUUUGUUUCUCCUUAAUCGAGACUUUGAAAGCAAUGGCAAACUCUUUAGUGGAUGUGUUGUGCUCUUUGUCAGAAGGCUGGCUGCAGGUUUGGAAAGUGUCGGAAGUUGGCUGUAGGCAAUGAUGUUGUGAAAAGCCUUAACGGUUGCUCAUAGGUGGUUUCAGGCGUAUAAGGAUUGGUGGACAGGAGCUGUGAUUGUCACAGCAGGCCAUAAGAUGGUUUGGUGCAGCAGCUCUCUCUAGCCAUAACUUCUCAAAUCUUUCGGUGGCGCCAUCGAUCGGGCCGGUCUGUGUGGGAAGAGGCACAUUGUAACCUUUUAUUUUUUCGGCGGGUGGGGAGGAAAGGGGAGCUCAAGGCUGCUGUUUUCCAUGCCUGUUUGGAAGUUACACAUCGCUCCCGUUAUUCUAUUGUAGUCAUGUAUCCGUGGCAGGUGUACGAUGUACAAUUUCAAUUAAGAAUACAAAAGAUGUAGUCAAAUUAUAGCAGCAACGCGCUCUAGGCAGACUCUGUAACCUUCUUGUAGCCAAUGCUAUGCAGAAAGACAGCUUCUUUGGCCUUGUCCCAUGCGGUGCUUUCGCCAUUUGCUGGGUGGGAAAGGAAGUAAUGGCCUGGCUCCGGCCCCAGAGGAAGGCAGGAGCAGAUUCUCCCCUAACUGCGCAGCAAGGGCAGGAGGGGACUUGGGGGGGCGGGGGGGGGUGAGGAAUCAAAAAGAAAUUGCUGCUCAAGUUUAGACCUAAACGACAGUAUCAACUGCAAGUCACUCAGUUUUGUCAGUUGUUUAUACUAUGUGAAUACAUUCUUUGGAAGAUAUUUCUGCUUUUAUUUUAUAAUAAAAAUUAGAAAUCUAA